Messenger RNA from Ceratina calcarata, 3606 nucleotides. RefSeq names its product O-acyltransferase like protein. The transcript is spliced from 11 exons. NCBI's taxonomy places the organism in Eukaryota, Metazoa, Arthropoda, Insecta, Hymenoptera, Apidae. Bases 132 to 2537 code for a protein of 801 amino acids. The record is from RefSeq and is a predicted model, not a curated record. Gene Ontology annotation, molecular function: acyltransferase activity, transferring groups other than amino-acyl groups.
GAUUGACAGAACGUACAGUUCACGUUUUGACGUCUCUUACGAUACUUUUACGCGUAGCAUACUUAACCACCGGUGGAUACACGUGAGCAGCCUCAGCCACGUGCUUCCGCCAAAGAGUAUCCGUUUCCAAUAUGAGUUUUCACCCUUUAGUUUCCGCCGCUUCCAACCGUGGUUCGCGUUCACUGAUGUUGCUGUUCGCAUUGCUCGAGUUGAGCGGAGCGGUGGACAAACCGGAAGCGGUGCUACUGGACUUCUUGACGAAGCCCUUUGCACCCUCCGACGGAGCGUCGGAACGGUGCCUCACAGACAGCGCGCUUUACUUGAGGGAACUCGAUUGGUACGCGCCAUGGGCCCUGCAAAUGUACGACGCGUCCGUGAAAAUUCCAACGGGCGUAAUCACGGGCAAUUACCAACAGCUAGGCAAUUACGACGAGUGUCUGCAAGUGAAAAGCGGACACGGAUUCACCGGGAAGGCCUGCACUGCCACGGUGAAUUUCGAAAUCGGCGAGGACGACGGAAAACCGCGUCAACGGCCCGAUAUGGGUGAUCUGUUUCGCAAUGUGGCAAUCGCAUCCGGAAAUCCAAAAUGGAAAUCGAACCGUACGGUGAACUAUGAGUGGAUGUGGUGCGUGCCAUCCAGCUGCAAUCACACGGAAAUACAGGAGACAUUGGAGAUCGUCCUCGACCCUCUCAAGGUGGAGGAUCGCGUAGAUAUGGUGGUGCACGUCUCGUGCCGAACCGCAGAAACCGAUCAGCCUGUUUUUGACGUAAUCGACUGGAUUUACAUAUCGAUCCUUGUGAUAUUCGUGGUGAUGAUAAUUGCCAGCACGAGUUACGAUAUUACUAAACAAGGCCAUCUAAGUACGUUGAACCGAAAAGACAAAAGACACGUGCUCCUGACCUCGUUCUCCAUUUACACGAACGGGAAGAAUUUAUUGCGAACCGAUAGGAGCCAAAACUCCAUCAGAUGCCUUGACGGUCUUCGUUACAUCAGUAUUUGUUGGAUCAUUUAUGGUCACACUCAUUACAUCGAGGCGGUUGGUGUUAAAAUGAAUUUGAACGAAAUUCCGCAGAUGCACACGAAUUGGGCAAACAUGCUGGUACUGAACGCGAACAUAAUUACGGACACGUUCUUUCUGAUAAGCGGCGUACUGAUGGCAUACACCAGCCUAAUAAAAAAUGAGAAGAAUCCUCGCGGUCAGUUCGACGUAUUUGGACUCUACAUCCAUCGUUACUUCCGGUUGACGCCGGCCUAUGCUAUGAUGAUCGGCUUUUAUGCCACACUGUUUUACAAAAUUGGCUCGGGUCCGCACUGGGACCAAUGGGUCGGCGCCAACAAGGAUUACUGCCGAGAAAACUGGUGGACCAAUCUGCUUUAUGUAAACAACUAUGUUAAUUUACCUAAAAUUUGCAUGUCACAAUCCUGGUAUCUGGCGACUGAUAUGCAACUGGUAUGGCUGUCGCCGAUCUUUUUAUACCCAAUGAUCAAGUUUACGAGAGGAAUCUUCUUCUGGAUCGUCUUUGCGUUUGGCUUUAUUACCUCGAUUCUGAUACCAUUUCUAAUUACGUUCACCCUAAACCUAACUGGAACCAUGCUCUAUUAUAAAGACAACAUGGACGUAGCCAACGUUUACAUAGAGAUCUACACAAAAGUUUACAGCAGAUACGGAUCUUACAUCAUCGGUCUUGCUGUCGGUUACCUUUUGUACAAAAAUCAGUCGAAUGUCAUCAAAAUUCGUCGUAUGUAUGUGAUUCUCGGUUGGCUGGUAGCGGCGAUAUCCGGCUCCUUUAUAUUCGUUUGCCCCCGUUGGAUGUAUUUCGAUGACUACGCCUACAAUAGCAUCGAGGCAAGCCUUUACGCUGGUUUCCACAGGCAAAUUUUCGCCCUCUCCAUCUCCUGGAUUAUCUUCUGCUGUUCUCAUAGCUAUGGUGGUUUCAUUACUCAACUUUUGUCCUGGAAGGGCUGGGUUCCCUUCAGUAAACUAACGUACAGUGCUUAUUUAUGCCAUUACGUUUUCCUAUUGACGGAAGCUGGAUCGGUCCGAACCACUGGGACUAUUUCUGCUAUGGCAAUUCUUCGUAGUUUCUUCAGCAACCUGUGCCUUACCAUGCUACUCGCUGUACUUUGGACUCUAUGUUUCGAGAUGCCGUUCAUGACCCUCGAUCGUGCCCUUCUAUUAAACGGCAAACGACAAUCGAAACUCUCGAAACCGAACGAUUUCAGCUCGACCGACUCCAACAAAGAGAUCUACCGUUCCACAGAGGAAUCUACAGCGACGUUGUCCCAAAGUUGCGAGAAUGUUUUACGAAAAUCGAGCAACGGCAGCGUGUAUAAUAACACGGAGACUUAUCAAGGAACUUACCAUUCCAUUUCUACGCAGGACCUCAAAUUAGGUGACAGAGAUGACAAGUGUCCGUUCAUUUUUGUGAUCAGAUCAGAAGGUAGCGACAGUUGGCAGAAAAACGUUCAUCAAAAUAACGGGUUUGAUGAAGAUACCGAAUCGUUUCAAGCGAAGGACAAAAUAGAUCAUUCGUGAGUCGAUUGUGACCAAGGAUUCAGUCAGAAUGAGAUUUAGGGUAUCAGAUCAGGUGAAUAGUACUCGGCACAAGGUGUUGAUUUGUUGGUAAGAGGAAUUAGCUUGCUGGUCAAGCAUUUUUUUAUACGAAUAGAAGAUUAGGAGAAUGAUGUAAAUAAUACAUUAUGAAUUUAUACAAAAAUUGUGACAGCUUCAAUUUCAGUUUUAAAGUUCUUGAUUAAGUUAAACAAGAUUCUGUCUUAUCUAGAGCUUGAGAAUUAAAUUACAGUAAUUAAAUGUAACAACAAAGUGUGAUUGCAAUGCAAAAAGUUGCUGGAGCUAUUCUCAUUUCGUGAAUUGAGAACAAAUAUAUGUCGAAUAUCACAAGCACGAUGUUGACAUUUUGUGUUUGAUACUGCAAUAUUUUGCGUAUUUUAUCAUUGUUGUUUUUGUUGUUCUUAUCACGCAGGAAUGGAUACGAACAGUCACUUUUUGUACAAGUCGGUGUUGAUUCAUCGACCUGGAAGUAAUUUAACGCGAACGCGUAGUUAGGUGUAUAGGAAAUUAAGGUACAAAUCAGCUGUGAAACACCCAUAUAAUAAAAUUAAUUAGAGACUACAUUAUUUAAUUGAUAAAUAAUUUGGGAAACGGGAAGAAUGUUAGUGAAACGAAAGAAAAUAAGAUCGUUCAUCGUAAAUUGGUACUUUGAAAAUAGGCGUCUCUAAUGUUAGUUAAAUACGUAAUUAUAUCAAUGAUAGUGUCCAUAAUAUAAGUAACAAUGCGAUGAUCUUGUACGAUGAUUAUUAUCAAUUGAAGCGGUAGGAUUAACACAAUUUAAUGCACAAACGCAACACAGUUUUCGUCACUUCAGCUAAUUUUUGCUUAAAUCUUACAAAUUAAUUUAGUCGUUAAUGUAACUCUGGUAAAGUAUGGAGCACAGUAUUAUUAUGCUAUAUUUUAUUAUUACAAUGUUCUUUAAUACGAAGACCAAUCUUAUGUACACGCUGAAUAAUUCUAUGACUCAGCGAGCUUUUUACCAUAUUCUAUAAUAAGAAAAAGAGAGAUGAAUAAAGAUUACUGCGAUGGGUAA